This is a messenger RNA of Rattus norvegicus (Norway rat), 5382 nucleotides long. RefSeq names its product ubiquitin specific peptidase 40 (gene Usp40). Gene Ontology annotation, biological process: protein deubiquitination; ubiquitin-dependent protein catabolic process. The record is from RefSeq and is a predicted model, not a curated record. NCBI's taxonomy places the organism in Eukaryota, Metazoa, Chordata, Mammalia, Rodentia, Muridae. Gene Ontology annotation, molecular function: cysteine-type deubiquitinase activity. Gene Ontology annotation, cellular component: cytoplasm.
UGUAGUCCGCAUCUCGGGGCGGGGGGGUCACUUUCCAGAGACCCGGCCUCGCCGGCAUGGCGGUGCCUGUUCGGAGCGAGUUCGUUUACUCUGUGCUGUGGCCAGGGCGGGGGUCUGGGCUGUAGGCAGUACUUACGCCAGGUUCUCUAGUUUGGGGCCAAAGUGCAGAAACUACUGUCACGAAGAUUAAUGUGAUAGGUUUAAGUCCCUGAAACGCUGUGAUCUGGUACAGAUAGCGUUUAGUUCCACAAUGUUUGGGAACCUAUUUGAAGAGGACUAUUCCAGUGUGUCAAGUAGUCAGUAUGGAAGCGGGAAGAAAUUAAAGACUAAAGGUUUGGAGCCACCUGCCCCUAGAGAAUUCACCAAGUUAAGUGGAAUCAGAAAUCAGGGUGGAACCUGUUACCUCAGUUCCCUGCUUCAGACACUUCACUUCACACCUGAAUUCAGAGAAGCUUUAUUUUCUCUUGGUCCGGAAGAGCUCGGUUCUCUAGAGGAUAAGGAUAAACCCGAAGCAAAGGUCCGGAUCAUACCUUUGCAGUUGCAGCGCUUGUUUGCCCAGCUUCUGCUCGUGGACCAGGAGGCUGCAUCCACCACAGACCUCACUGACAGCUUCGGGUGGACCAGCGAUGAGGAAAUGAGACAACACGAUGUGCAGGAACUCAACCGAAUUCUCUUCAGUGCUUUGGAAACUUCUUUAGUUGGGACCUCUGGCCAUGACCUCAUUCAUCGUCUAUACCAUGGCACCAUUGUGAACCAGAUUGUUUGCAAAGAGUGUAAGAAUGUCAGUGAGAGGCAGGAAGACUUCUUGGAUUUGACAGUAGCAGUCAAAAACGUAUCUGGUUUAGAAGAUGCACUCUGGAACAUGUACGUGGAGGAGGAAAUUUUCGACUAUGAUAACUUGUACCACUGUGGAACCUGUGACCGGCUGGUGAAAGCAGCAAAGUCUGCCAAAUUACGUAAGCUGCCUCCUUUUCUUACUAUUUCAUUACUAAGAUUUAAUUUUGAUUUUGUGAAAUGUGAACGCUACAAGGAUACUAGCUGUUAUACAUUCCCCCUCCGGAUCAAUCUCAAGCCUUUCUGUGAACAGAGUGACAUGGAUGACAUGGAAUAUAUGUAUGACCUCUUCUCUGUCAUUAUCCACAAAGGUGGCUGCUAUGGAGGUCAUUACCAUGUGUACAUUAAAGACGUUGAUCAUCUCGGCAACUGGCAAUGUCAAGAGGAGAUAAGUGAUUCAGCUGUGAAUUUGAAAGCUCCUCAGAAUGAAGAAGAGACUGAUGAUCCACUGGUGGUUCUAAAAGCAAUCUUAUUGCAGGAGGAGGCCAAUCAAAUUCCUGUUGAUCAGCUGGGCCAGAAACUCUUGAUAAAAACAGGAAUAUCUUGGAACAAGAAGUACAGGAAACAGCAUGGACCACUGCGAAAGUUCUUACGGCUCCAUCCUCAGGUAUUUCUGCUCAGCACAGAUGAAAGUACAGUCAGUCUCCAGAGAAGCCAUUUUCCCCAGGUCCCGUCUGAUCCACAGAGCCAUGAACAGAUUGCACACACACUUGCUUCAGAACCCCCAGGCUUAAGGGAUAACAUCAGUUGCCCACACUGGUUUGACAUCAAUGAUUCCAAAGUCCAGCCAAUCAAAGAGAAAGAUAUCAUGCAGCAGUUCCAGGGUAAAGAAAGUGCCUACAUGCUAUUUUAUCGGAAAGCCACGCUGCAGAGACCCUCUGAAGCUCAAGCCAAUCCAAGAUACAGAGUUCCCUGUCAUUUACUAAAGGAAAUGGAUGCAGCCAACGUUCUCCUGCAGACGAGAAGGGCAGAAUGUGACUCUGCAAACAGUACUUUUGAGUUGCAUCUCCACUUGGGUCCUCACUACCGUUUCUUCAAUGGGGCUCUUCACCCUGCAGUCUCUCAGACUGAGAGCGUGUGGGACUUAACAUUUGAUAAAAGAAAAACUGUAGGAGAUCUCCGUCAGUCAAUAUUUCAGCUAUUGGAGUUCUGGGAAGGAGACAUGGUUCUCAGUGUUGCGAAGCGUGUGCCAGCAGGACUUCAUGUGUACCAUACCCUCGAUGGAGAUGAACUGACACUGGGUGAAGCUGAAAUCGCUGAUGAGGAAGACAUCUUUGUAUGGAAUGGGGUGGAGGUUGGUGGAGUCCAAAUUCAGACUGGUUUUGACUGUGAACCUCUGCUGUUACACAUUCUUCAUCUAGAGUUAAGUGGGGAAGGCUCAGAGUGUGAGCAGUUGGUGGAGUCGCCACAUGUCUUUCCCGCUAAUGCCGAAGUGGGCACUGUGUUCACAGCCUUGGGCACCCCAGAAGGCGUCCUCCUCAUGAACAGUGUGGAAUCUACAGAUGAAGAGUGCUGGACUGCUAUUCCCCAAGAAGACAUGAAGAAGACAUUCAGAGAGCAAGGUCUCAGAAAUGGAAGCUUAAUUUUGGUUCAGGAUUCAGACAGUGAUGAUAACAGUCUGUUGUCCAAACAAGGGAGAUGGACCAGCAGCAUGAAUGAGCUCAACUGGCUCCAAGUGAAAAACUUCUGCCAGUCAGGAUCUGAAGAGAAGCAGGUUCAGAUAGCCGUGACCAUGCACACAGUGGUGUUUGAUAUUCGAAUUAAAGCCAUAAAGGAAUUAAAAUUAAUGAAGGAACUAGCUGAGAACAGCUGUUUGAGACCCAUUGAUAGAAACGGGAGGCUCCUUUGUCCAGUACCAGAUACCAGCACUUUGGAGGAGGCAGAGGUGAAGAUGGGGAGCUCCGUGGGACUGUGUCUGGGGAAAGCACCAACUUCCUCUCAGCUGUUCCUGUUUUUUGCUCUGGGGACUGACAUUCACCCUGGGGCAGAGCUGGAAGUCAUAGUAGAAGAAACACUCUCAGUGAGAGAUUGUUUAAAGAUAAUGCUGGAGAAGUCAGGUCAGCAAGGAGAGAUGUGGCACUUAAGGAAAAUGGAUUGGUGCUAUGAAGCUGGUGAGCCUUUAUGUGAAGAAGAUGCAACAUUGAAAGAGCUUAUGAUAUGUUCUGGGGACACUUUGCUGUUAACUGAAGGAAAACUGCCUUCUCCGGGGCACUUGAAGAUGCCCAUCUGGUGGUACCAGCCUGAAAGGCUGUCAGGACACCGUGAGAGCUGGGACCACUUAAACUGUGCCUUUUCUCAAGGUAGCAGCUGGGGAGCUGCUCCCACCCAAGGUGCUCCUGGCCCUGAGCCUGCAGAAGUCUCUCUCCUCUACUUGGGAGAUAUGGAGAUCUCAGAAGAGGCCACUUUGGCAGAACUGAAGUCUAAGGCCUUGGCCUUGCCUUCUGUGUUGAAGCUCGCCGUCCAGUCCACAAGCCUGCUUAGAGUCUGGACAGUGGAGAGCAAGCGCCCCAGCAGGCUCUUGCGCACUGGUUGGCGGCAGCUCAAGGAGUACAGACUGGGCCGGAGAACUGAGCUCUGCUUAGAGCUCCUUCAAAAGGAGGAGGACUUGGGCCCCCGGGAUGUACUGCUGAGGACACAGCUACGCAUCCCUGGUGAGAGAGCCUACUCCCUGGCCAAAGACCUAGUAUGGGACACCACCAGAGGAUGGACUGCUGGCUCCUUGAGGCAGAGAGUGGCUGACUUCUAUUCUCUUCCUGUGGAGAAAAUUGAAAUUGCCAAAUAUUUUCCUGAAAAGUUUGAGUGGCUUCCAAUAUCUAGCUGGAAUCAGCAAAUUGCCAAAAGGAAAAAGAAGAAAAACCAAGAUACUUUGCAAGGGGGACCAUAUUACUUAAAAGACGGAGACACUAUUGGCAUUAAGAAUCUCUUGUUUGAUGACAAUGAUGAUUUCAGCACAAUCAGAGAUGACAUUGGAAAGGAAAACCAGAAGCGGACAGCUCUGGAGAAAAAGAAAAGCCGAGAAGUCCAACGUACACAGAGCAGCGAUGUGUUCUCCAAUUCAGGAAUGCCUACUAGGCCCCGGGGACCAGAAGCUUCUCUGUCCAUCCAUGUUGCGAGCUUCAGAUAGCCCCUGCAGCAGUAUGUCCUGUGUUCCAGAUAGAACCGUCCUGUCAGUUCUAUGACAGAAACCUUGUGGGCUUAUAGUGGACAAGCUGGUUGCCUCCACAGCCAGUGAUCUCAAGUCUUCAGCUUUGUGACAGGCUAAGGGACAGCACUUCUCAGAUCAAGCAGGUGCAGCUGACCCCAGGCACUGUGCCAACUGGAAUACAUCUCCCAUGCCUGAUCUUAGUGGCCUCUCCUGAAAGCAUACUUCUGGACAAUGGCAAGUUGUUCAAAGAGGACAAUUCUGAUAGGUAAGACACAAGGUCAGUUACCUACCCAUUCUUGAGGUGACCAGUUAGUCAUCUAGUUCUGACACCUCACUGAAGCUGCAACGGAAGGAUGUGUAUCUUGACUUCAUUCCCAGUUCUAGCCCUCACUAUGCCAUGCGCCUCCUCUUGGGCCAAAUUUAAAGUGGGACUCUUAAGACAGCUGUGCAAGAAGAGCUGCGUGUGGCAUCAACUGCCCUGUUGUCUACCACUUACACACUCUGGCAAGAGGCAGGACCAUCAAAGAAGCCUAGCACAACAAAUCCAGGCUCCCAGUUGUCCUAGGCAAACUGAGGCCUCUUCCUUCUCAGUCAGCACAGGUAACUGAAGAGAUAUGGUGUUUAUGUACUGUAAUUAAUAUACUGUCAAAACAGCAUCAGCUACUGAACUGGCAGGUUAGGCCUGGGCUGACUUAGCCUAUGACAGUAUUCCUAAGAGGGUAUCGGUUUCUUACCGACUCUGCCAUGUCUUCAUGUAACAGAACUGAGGUGGUGUAAGACAAGGAAAAGUUACUUUGGCCUGGGCUCAGCUGGCCCUUGCUGGCUAAAAGCUUUUCAUAUUCUGCUGUUAGCCAUACUGGCUUCUCUGUGGAGCUGCUGAUCAGCACGUAAUCCUGCUCUUCCUUUGUCUUCCCAACACCAUCUGCCAGAGUUGGCAGCGUCGUGUUAGGUGGCUGCUUCUAUUGAAGCACUUGGAUUAGAAGAUGUUGGACUUGGAUUGGUUACCUUUUCUGGCCAUGUCCUUGUAGCUACACCCCAAGGGGUUCUGGGAGACCCAGAUAGUAAACAUUACUUGACCACAACUGAGUCCUCUGGGUACUGGCUACUGUUUCUUGUACUGUAACUGACAUAGUUCCUUAGUUUGUUCUUUCACCCCAGCCCUGACAAUAUAGUACUAGCUCAGAUACCUUGCUUUCAGGAAGCCAGAAGCUCCCUGACCCUCUCAGUACUUAGAGAAGCCAGAAGCCAUGCCUCAAGUGCUGGCUGCAGCCCGAGUCUCUUGACAGGUCUUUCUAUUUGGUUGGUUUCUUGUUUGUUUUUAAUUGGGGGAUAGAAUAGACAAAACAGGGAAAAAACACUAAGAUUUUAUUAAAAAUAAACCAUUUUAAAGUUGCAGUCCUCAA